This is a messenger RNA of Pieris rapae (cabbage white), 7976 nucleotides long. RefSeq names its product insulin-like receptor (gene InR). Gene Ontology annotation, biological process: glucose homeostasis; multicellular organism development; positive regulation of phosphatidylinositol 3-kinase/protein kinase B signal transduction. Lineage: Eukaryota; Metazoa; Arthropoda; Insecta; Lepidoptera; Pieridae. The transcript is spliced from 26 exons. Gene Ontology annotation, cellular component: membrane; axon; insulin receptor complex. Bases 248 to 4525 code for a protein of 1425 amino acids. Gene Ontology annotation, molecular function: insulin receptor substrate binding; ATP binding; insulin receptor activity. The record is from RefSeq and is a predicted model, not a curated record.
CAUUCGAGCGCGUCGUUCAUGUUAACUCGUCUGUUUAUCGUUCGGUAUCCAAUGCGCGCAGUGUUUACAAUAGUGUUGCUUCUGAUGUUAUAAAUCAUACCAUUACAAGUGACUUGUGACUGUGCAAAUAAUUAAAUGCUUGCAUAUUGUUUGAUUAAUAAAAGUGGUGCCUAAGGAGAAGACAACUACGGCAAUCUUUGAGCUCAGCUCGGGAUAUGUGGUUAGGCGAGUAACUUCGCUGGCCGUGAUGAGGCGUGGGUGCGACUGGGUCGCGUGGCCGGUAGUGGCCAGCGGCCUUUUGCUUUUCUGCAAUCACGCAUACGCCAUUGAUAUGAUUGCGCCUGGAAUAUGUCCUUCGAUAGACAUCCGCAAUAAUCCAGAUCACAUGCAGAAACUGCAGGACUGCCGAGUGAUUGAGGGUCACCUCAACAUAGUUCUUAUGGAACGCGCCACGCCGCUAUCCUUCGCAAAUUACACAUUUCCAAAUCUACGCGAAGUUACCGGAUACAUAUUGAUAUAUAGAUUACGUGGCGUACGGAACCUUGGUGAACUGUUUCCUAAUCUAGCCGUUAUACGAGGCCUGCAGCUAUUUAAGGACUAUGCCCUCGUCAUCUUUGAUAAUGAAGGUCUUGAGUCCUUGGGUCUUCGUUCUCUUACUCGGAUCGAGAGAGGAGCGGUCCGCAUUCAGAACAAUGAUAGACUCUGUUACAUAAAUACUAUUGAUUGGUCAAAAAUAGUGAUCGACGGAAGCAAUAAUAUUAUCAGGUCAAACUAUGACACUCGCCUGUGCGGACUAUGCCCCAACGCACAAAGUCGGUUAGAGGACCAUCGGCAGCAACACUUGCAAUGUCCUGCUGAUCCAUCUGGCCAUCUUCUCUGUUGGGAUGAAAAACAUUGUCAAAAGAGAGAGUGUCCAAGCUCAUGUGGAGAGCGGGCGUGUACUGAAAAUGGCACCUGCUGCAACGCGACCUGUCUUGGUGGUUGUGAUGGACCCCAGCCAAGCGACUGUCACGUUUGUGCGAAUUUCUCUUUUCGUUAUGGUGCAGAACGAACCUGCGUCGAACGGUGUCCUGCAAACACUUAUGAGUUGGCACGACGUUGCGUAUCAGAGGAAGAAUGCCGGUCUAUGCCAAUCCCACAAGCCAUGGAUGGUCGAAGCCAGCCAAAUAUAAAGGCAUACAAGAUAUUGGAUAACAACAAAUGUGUUUACACGUGCCCCAGCGGGUAUAUGGAGACAGGGGAGCCGCACAAUUCACUAUGUAAGCCGUGUCCUGCCACUGGAUGUAAACAGGACUGCGAAGGAGGGAAAAUUGAUAGCGUCGCAUCAGCUGAGAAGUUUCGUGGCUGUACCCACAUACGAGGUGUUCUGGAGAUCGCGUUACGGGCCAGUGGAGGUAAUACAAUGGCCGUAUUAGAAAACGCUCUCGGCGCGAUUCGUGAGAUUGACGGGGCGUUAAGAGUAGUGCGCUCUUAUCCACUCGUAUCGCUCAUGUUCCUCAAGAAUCUAGAACGAAUCGGAAGAAGUACCACCGACAAGGGACAAAGUCUUCACAUCUUCAACAACCCAAACCUUGAACUGCUGUGGGAUUGGAGCACGGGCAAGAAAAUACAAAUAAUGUCGGGCCGACUUUUCAUACAUUUUAAUCCGAAGCUCUGCUUUAGCCAGAUAGAAAUGCUCAAGAAUAUGACGUUGAGCCCAAUGACAACAUUCACUGAUCUUGACGUUUCCAAAGACAACAACGGAGACCAGGCUUCUUGUUUCCAAGACUCGCUUCAUCUGAAGGUCCAUUCUCUGGUGAACCGUGUGGCGAUACUAACUUGGGACAUGUAUUGUUCGGAGGAUACUCGCAAAUUAAUCGGAUACUCCAUUUACUACAUACAGGCGGAACAUAACGUUACAUUCUAUGGACAGAGAGACGCGUGUUCGGAUACCUGGAGCGUUCUCGAUAUAACGAUUGACGAGGUCCGUAAUACAACAAAACCGUUGCCGACUAACAAAAAGAAGUUAUUGGCAAACCCUUGUAAUGACGUCCAACCUCUCUUCUACCCACUCACACAACUACAGCCGUUCACUCGAUACGCGGCCUACGUGAAAACGUACACAACAAGGGACAGGAAAGGCGCACAAAGUCCUAUAAUAUACUUCACUACUAUGCCGGGACAUCCUAGCCCACCUCGUAGUGUGACAGUAGAGAAUCUUCGAGAGCAUGCGACUAUUAUUAAAUGGCAGGCGCCGGUGAUGCCUAAUGGCACGAUUGAGUCGUACCGAAUAGAAGUACAGGCCAACACGUACAACCAGCACAAAAUAUUGACUGACAAUCUUAACUACUGUAGCAAUCCAACUGCAUUAGCCAAUAUGAUAGCGGUUCGCGGGGAGGAACCGGUCGAAAAGAAGGAGGACCGAGUGACAGGUGACGUCAAAAGUGAGACAUGCGCAUGUAAAGAGGAAAAUAAACCCAUUGUGCGUUUCAACACCGAGGCCGAAGAGGAAAGAGUCGAGAGUAUUGACUUUGAAAAUGAACUGCAGAACCAUGUGUAUGUGAAGCAAGGAAGCCGCUCAAGUCAAUCCAAUUCGAAUCGCGUGCGCCGAUCCAUUGACACCUCAGUGAACAGCAUGCUUGUCAUCCUCAGCGAAAUUCACGAACCGCGUCUCGGAUACAACUACACCAACGAAACUGAUGGAGGCUACGUAAAGUCCCUAUACUAUGAGGUGGGUGGGAAUCAGCGGUCGAUAUUCGUGGAAAACCUUCGCCACUUCACAUGGUAUACGGUCAACGUAUGGGCGUGUCGUAAGAAGCACGACAACGAAACAGUCGACGAUUACAAUGAGUCGUGGUGUUCAGAACGGGCAUUCUACAAUUUCCGCACUUUAGAAAAACUAAACGCCGAUAUUGUAAGCAAUGUACGUGCUGAGAUUGUUAUGUCCAAUAAAACGCUUCCCGAAGUGAACGUGACGUGGACACCUCCAGAGGAUCCUAAUGGCUUUGUCGUGGCCUACAACGUCUAUCAUUCCAGGGUAGCAGAUAAUAGCCCGGAACAAUUGGAUAUUGGAUUGACAAGCUGUAUCCGAUCUGAUGAUUACGAGAAAAAUGGGCGGAGCUUCGUUAUAAGAGCCUUAGUUUCUGGCAACUACAGUAUACGCGUCACACCACUUACUGUCAGUGGAGCUGGGAAUGUCUCCUCGGACGUAUACAUUUUUAUACCGGACGCACGUGCAGAUAGUAGUUACGACUGGGUAUGGGGGGUGGUGGGGGGUUGCGCUGUUGUGGUUUGUGCGGCCGCAUUGGGCACUUGGUACGCCCGUCGCGCUCUACAAACGCAAGACAACAAUAAACUCUUCGCGCGAGUCAACCCAGAGUACGUGUCGACCGUAUACGUGCCCGAUGAGUGGGAGGUGCCGCGAUCGAGUAUCGAAUGUGUACGCGAACUAGGACAGGGCUCGUUUGGAAUGGUUUAUGAAGGUAUCGCCAAAAACUUAGAAAAAGGCAAACCGGAGACUCGGUGCGCUGUGAAAACUGUCAAUGAACAUGCCACUGACAGGGAGCGCAUCGAGUUCCUAAACGAGGCUUCAGUAAUGAAGGCUUUCGACACUUUCCACGUGGUACGCCUCCUGGGCGUGGUCUCUCGAGGACAGCCGACUUUGGUUGUGAUGGAACUGAUGGAGCAGGGAGACCUCAAGACGUACCUCCGUUCGCACAGACCUGAUGCAGAUUCUUCUUUACCCAGGAAGGGACCCGCACCAAGUCCGCCAACUUUGCAGAAUAUACUGCAGAUGGCUAUAGAGAUAGCCGACGGUAUGGCUUAUCUAUCGGCCAAAAAAUUUGUGCACCGUGACCUAGCGGCGCGCAAUUGCAUGGUCGCCGGGGACCUCACUGUAAAAGUAGGGGACUUCGGAAUGACCAGAGAUAUUUAUGAGACUGAUUAUUAUAGGAAGGGCACGAAGGGGCUCCUGCCCGUUCGUUGGAUGAGCCCUGAAAGCUUAAAGGACGGGGUGUUCUCAAGUAACACAGAUGUAUGGAGUUAUGGUGUAGUUUUAUGGGAGAUGGCGACACUUGCUAUGCAGCCCUAUCAGGGUCUGUCGAACGAGCAAGUUCUCCGUUACGUGGUAGAAGGGGGGGUAAUGGAGCGUCCGGAGCACUGCCCCGACCGUCUGUACGAGCUGAUGAAAGCCUGUUGGGCCCACAGACCCACGUCGAGACCCAGCUUCCUCCAACUAGUGGCGGAACUGGCCCCCUCAGCCCAGCCCUACUUCCGGCAUAGGUCCUUCUAUCACACGCCGCAGGGUCAAGAAAUGUACGCAAUUCAGAGGACUGCUGCAGAAGAUGAUACCGAGGUUCAGGAAAUGAACGUGGGCGCUGUAGCGAGCGGGUCCGGUUCGAACCUGUUCGGGGUGUCGGGGCGCCUGGCGUCGUGGGUGCGCGAGCUGUCGUCUCUGCGGUCGCGGACGUCGGACGACGCGGCGGCGGAGCCCUUGCAGCCCCUUCAGCCGCCCAACGGCACUCUGCCCCGGCCUCCUCCCUGUUAGCGGAACACAUAUCCCUCCACCGUAUGUUGACGUUUGCAUUUCACGACAAUCUCCAGCAGAUCUUAAUGUCGAUUCGAGAAACGUAAACGACAUCAAUUUGUAUAUAUUUUAUUACUCCUGUUGACGUAUACGUCCUUGUUACUAUGAAAUUAUCGAAUUUCUUACAUAGUCUGAUGAAAUGGUGAAAUGCAAGUGUAGUGGGACGAUGCGGUGGAAAGUUGAUGUGGAGUGACGUCACGAGCGACCGUGUGUCGCGAUUUAUCUACCUCAAGCCGUAAUCCGGCUCUUCGAAUCAUAGCUGUAAGCGUAGCUAGUUAAUUUCGUUUCUAUCGCCGCGUUGUUUUAUUUAUUUUAUGUUACUGCGAGACAUUCUCACACCAGCGCAUCUCACGUCUUGCACCCGCAUAUUUCGAUAAGCAACGAUAACUAUUCCGAUAAUGCAUAUAAUAGUACAAUUCGCCGUGUGAGAGUGCAUCUUGCGACGAUAUACAAAUAUAUAUGUUCGAAAGCCGUUUUGGCUUAGUUUAGUCGAUUGCGUUGCACGACGCGAUCAGUGAGCGGACUAGUAUUCGGAUCGGCAAGUCAAUCUUCUCUGCAUUUAUAGUCAUAUUGCGCAGAGGGGCGCAUAGCAGAUGACAAAGUAGAGUAUUAAAGGCAGAGUAAAGGCGUCGUGCAGAGUAGUUCCAUAUCAGGGCCGGCGCGUGACGUUCGCCGCCCAAUGAUGAAUCCUAUAUAGUUUACCUCAGUAACAUAGUUGUAUCCAUGUCGUUUAUGACGCAGCCUAUUAUCGUUAAGUUAUCGUAUAAGGUGUAAAUGUGAAAAAUUACAUAAUUUACUACAUAAGAUCGUGUACAAAUUAUUUUUAUUUCGUUUAUAGUUAACUUUUCCGCAUAGUGCGUCCAUAUGAAGUGGCAAUGCUGUCGGUCAUUUUGUUUUAGUGUGUGAGUAGUGUGCUAGUCACGAAGAGGGGCAUGGUCAGGCGACCACUCCGCUCCUUGACUAAAUACUAGGCAUUGCCGCGAGAACUCAGACUAUAUCGAAUCCAAAAACAUUUUAUUCGCGAAGUUCAUCGCGAAUCCUCAUUUUCAGGACUGCCAGUCGCGUCAGAUCAUAUUGUACCACUAUAUUUCGAGAUUAUACAAAAUUGUAUUUAGAUACCUAUAUAUUUUAUUCAUAUAUAAAAGUAUAGAUUUGCAGCUACUCAGAAAAAGUGUUACUCUCCAUGAUCAAAGGCUAUUUUUUUCCAUACAUAAACACUAGAAAAAAUUUGUGUUGUAUGCUGUUUCCGGCAACGCACGUAGCAUAAGCAACAUUAAAUUAUAUACUAUUUGUAUACACUUAUUCGAUCUGGCAGCCCAUUUAAGUAUGAACUACAAAGCAGCUAUUCUUAAAAACAGAUAAUGUAUAAAAAUUUGUUCCAAAGACUAUUUCCACGAGUAUUUUUGUAUGCGUAUGUGGUACUAAAAUAUAGCAAUUUGCUACAAUACUAGUGAAUUGUCAAAGGUGGAUCCUGCGUGGGUGGUCCAAAGUUAUUAGUUGAUGUUUAAUUUAGAUUUAUCAUGUAAUUUGUAAUUCAAAAUCAUAUAUGUAAUUUGAAGGCCUUUUGUAAUUUACUAUCUAAAAUACUUCUAUGUUGUACACUAGUAGAACUAGUCUUUGUAACUAGUAUUUUUCGUACUCGGACGUGAUUUUCCGCCAACGAACUGGCAACACACAGAAUCUUUUUAAGUCGCGAUAGCAGCUCAUGAUGUGUUACAUUCAUAAAUAAAUUACAUUUCACAAAUCUGUUUAUUCCACCAAAGACUUUAUAUUUGGGCCAAAUUAUUAUUUUUUUAAUUUUUUAUACAAACGUAAUAUAUAUUAUAUAUCACAUAUAUUACGUUUGUAAAAACUAGCAAGUUCUACAUUUUAUUUUGUCACCCAAAUUCAUUGGUAUAACGUAUACGUGUACUCGAUACCCAAAGUCUAACUCAAAAUUCUCAAGAACAACAUAUUAUUUGUUGCCAGCUAAAAUGUAAAAUCGUAAAAUUUGUAGUAUUAAUUACUAUUAUACAUAUUAUUACGAUAUAUGAAAAAUAUACAUAUUGCUACUUUAAAAUAUAGACUAACUACGACUUCGUAAAAUGUCUAUUAUAGAAUAUUUAAAUUUUUUUUUUUUGCUAUGGUUCAAAACCAUUUCCGCGUUUGCCGAUAAUUUGUGAAUUAUGGUGUAAAAUGCGUUAAAUAUUUUUAUAGAAAAACACCAAAUUACGCACAAAAUAUUGUAAGGCAAAUGACGUAAAAUUAUUACAGAAUUUUGUAAGUUAGAUUUUCUACUGCAUACUUUUUUUUUCACUAGCUGAUUCAAUAUAAUUAAAAUAUACGCUAGAAACAUGUAAUACAUUAAAAUAUAAUAAGCCAAAGUAGACUGGGAUAUACAACAAUCAUAGACACGGACCGGUAGUGUAUAGAGGUCCGAAGCAAACCGACUUAUGUGGUUUUAAGGGUAUUAACGAGUGCCUUCAGAAAUCCAGCCUUCAAUGGAAUGCCGGAUUGUCGAUUGUGUUAGCAACAUAACAGCUAUCUAUGAAUGAUUGCACUUCACUUAUACUUUGUGUUGUAUAUCAGAUGCGUUUCACCUAUUUAUUGUUUAGAAUCAAUUUAACCACAAUUAUGAAAACGUAAGAUAAAGCCUGCAUCACGUUUUAGGGCUAUUCAUUUAGAAUAUCGCGACGAGAAGCGUUCAUUUAAAGUUCUAGAAAUGCACAUUAAAUAUCGAUGUCGAGGGCUCAAGGCACGUUGCAUUAGUCUGCACAACUUGUUUUCUUUCGCUAUUCCGUUUUGAAAGUUAAUUAAAAGAUAAAAAAAAGUUUAUUUUUGUAUUGCAUAGUGCCUUUUGCUCAAUUAAUUAAAUUGUGUAUUUAACUAUUGUAAGUACGUGUUUUUAUAUAAGAAUUUCUGUAUAAACAAGUCAGACUAGCGCUUUUCGCAAGCCGGCUGCCGCCAUGCGGCUUCAGUUCCUCUAUAGUCGAGCCCGCCGCGGAGCUCCAACGGUACAUUGUCAUAAGUGUAACAAUAUUUUCGGCAAUGUACGUUUGGCGCAACCACGGAAUGUCUCGCACAACGUUGCCUCACACAGGGUUCCCUGCGGGUUAUACAAUAGCGAAAACUGACUCAUAUUGAAUGCAACAGUAUUUGAUUUUAUUGUGAUGUCAACUGUAAGGCAGAAUUUGUACCUCAUAAUUAUUAUUGACUGAUUAUAUAAUUUCCAAAGGAUGUGUUUCUCGUGUGAUUUGUGUGCGUGUUUAAGUUCUUGUGAAGUGUGAGGGUAGCGUUGUGCUCUAUGCUCAAUUUAGAAACAAUUCACCAAACGAAUGAGAUAGUGUAUAAUUUUUAUAUUUAAUGAAAACCGAGUACCUAUUAAUAAUAAUUUUAAUAUUUAUAUUAAUAAAAAAUUAUAAAAAUAAAUUUA